Messenger RNA from Oryzias latipes (Japanese medaka), 1574 nucleotides. RefSeq names its product zinc finger protein 706. NCBI's taxonomy places the organism in Eukaryota, Metazoa, Chordata, Actinopteri, Beloniformes, Adrianichthyidae. The record is from RefSeq and is a predicted model, not a curated record.
GAAUUCUGAAUUAAAAAACAUGGCCAGCUCUUACAAAACUGAGGUUUCUUGUUAAAUUUUCUUAAAAGUUUGGAGAAAGUAUAUUUAAAAUAGAAAAAUAUCAAUACAUAGCCGUUAUUACUGAGGAGAUUUUAAAAAAAUCAAUGCAUCCUUAAAACAUUGGGUUGAUAGAGAACUAAAAUAACUCUUAUCCUUUUGCUCGGUUUAUUUAUACAACAGAGUAAAUACUUUUUCUUGGCCUCAUUCUUGAUGUACCGUGUUAAUAGGAAAGACACGCCAAGAGUUACAGUGGGACAUCUUGUGGUGUGACAACAGACAUGGCCCGGGGGCACCAGAAGUUUCAGUCCCAACAAAAAAAUGCCAAAAAGCAGGCGGAGAUUAAGAAGACCAAAGGGCAUGACCAGAAAGCGGCAGCGAAGGCUGCUUUGGUGUACACCUGCGCCGUAUGCCGGACCCAAAUGCCAGACCCGAAAACCUUCAAGCAGCACUUUGAAAGCAAACAUCCGAAGUCUCCCCUGCCGCCAGAGUUGGCAGGUGUAGAGGCGUGAUGGCUCCUCCCCUUUCUCUGUAAGGCAGUUGAAGCUAAUUCAGGAUCUUUUGGUUGCUGAUGUUUAGUGUUUAGUAUCUCCAGGUGACUGAUUGACCUGUGUGGGGUUUUCUGGCAUGGUACAUGUGGAAUUUUUUAAAUUCAAAUUGUUUAUUUUUUAUUUUCCCUGGCUUCCCAGGAUAUGAAGGAGUGUGGACCACCACCCUGUCAAAUUGCACAAAAAUUGUUAAUACUCCAUUAUAGGGUGGCUGCAGUAUUUAUAAAGUUUGAUCAUUCCGAAUAUUAAAUGUGCACAUUUCAAGUCUUCCCCCACAGCAGAUCAAGCUUAAGUUGGCAAAUGCUGCAUCUCUGAAUGACUCUCUGUAACAAGAAGUCAUUCAGAUCCAGAGUUCUGGAUGUUGAGCAGUAAUUUAUUAGCCAGGUUUGAUAUGGAAAGAAUGGCUGAGUCCCAAUAGGUUUGGAACAGCACUUGGAAAAACAAAUAUUUUCUUUUUGGAUUAAGCUCUGUUCACUUCUGUUCUGCACUGACUUUCCAGAGAAAGGUUCUUUACCUACCAUGCUCCUCACUCCAACCCCUUCAUGAUUUCUUUAGGACGGUUCUGUCUGGUGAAAUUGGUUCUGUGGGUUAAAUAUAAUGGUUUCAAGUGGCUGUGGUCUGUGUGCCGUCGCUGUACACCACCCCAGUUCUGAAUAGGAUUCAGUUCAGAUUCCCCCUCGUGCCAUUGUAACAGUCCUGACUGUAGUCCCUUGUCUAACUCUGUGGUGCAGUGUUUCUACUCUGAACCUGCAAUAAUCUAGAAUCAGUUUAUAUUUUUGUACAAGUUUCUUAUCAUAGCAUGCUAACAGACAUAUUUAAUGGAUAAAAGCCACUAUUUUUUCAAUAUGCUUGGACCUCCUGGUCUUGAACCACUGACAUUGUAUCGUUGUGCUAACUCUGGACUGACGACCAGCCAUGUUUUUACUUUUGUAAUGAUCAUAUCUUUGUCUGCACAAUGUAACUUGUUUUAAUAAAGAUAUUUUAUAUUUA